This is a messenger RNA of Budorcas taxicolor (takin), 1146 nucleotides long. It is a transcript of the gene TRAPPC4, whose product is annotated as trafficking protein particle complex subunit 4. Gene Ontology annotation, biological process: endoplasmic reticulum to Golgi vesicle-mediated transport. Lineage: Eukaryota; Metazoa; Chordata; Mammalia; Artiodactyla; Bovidae. The transcript has 5 exons. The coding region runs from base 230 to 889 and encodes 219 amino acids. Gene Ontology annotation, cellular component: TRAPP complex. The record is from RefSeq and is a predicted model, not a curated record.
ACACUUUCCUGGCGCUAAGAUCCGGUAAAAAGGAAAGGAGAACAAUUGUAUAGGUCCCGGCAACUAAAGUCCCUGUUUUAGUGACACCCAGGCGUACUCCAAGUGCGCAAGCGCCUCAGCGGGAAGGGAAGCGAGGCCUGGAGCCCCGAGGGCGGGCCUCUUGCUGCGCUUCCGGGGCGGGGCCGGGAGGAAGAGGCCGUAUCCUAGUCCGGCACCUCCGGCGGCAGCUAUGGCAAUUUUCAGUGUUUAUGUGGUGAACAAAGCUGGCGGCCUUAUUUACCAGUUGGACAGCUACGCCCCACGGGCCGAGGCUGAGAAAACGUUCAGUUACCCGUUGGAUCUGCUGCUUAAGCUGCACGACGAGCGUGUGCUGGUAGCUUUCGGCCAGCGAGACGGCAUCCGGGUGGGCCACGCAGUGCUGGCUAUCAAUGGUGUGGACGUGAAUGGCAAGUAUACGGCCGAUGGGAAAGAGGUGCUCGAGUACCUGGGCAACCCUGCUAACUACCCUGUGUCCAUUCGAUUCGGCCGGCCUCGCCUCACCUCCAAUGAGAAGCUCAUGCUGGCCUCGAUGUUCCACUCGCUGUUCGCAAUCGGCUCCCAGCUGUCUCCUGAACAGGGCAGCUCAGGCAUUGAGAUGCUGGAGACAGAUACAUUCAAACUGCACUGCUUCCAGACACUGACAGGGAUAAAGUUUGUGGUGCUGGCGGAUCCUAGGCAGGCUGGGAUAGAUUCUCUUCUCCGAAAAAUUUAUGAGAUUUAUUCAGAUUUUGCCCUGAAGAAUCCAUUUUACUCCCUGGAAAUGCCCAUCAGGUGUGAACUGUUUGACCAGAACCUGAAGUUAGCCCUGGAGGUGGCAGAGAAGGCUGGAACCUUUGGACCUGGGUCUUAGGCUGAACCUGCAGUGGACCCCACCAAAUUCUUGAGAUCCUACAGCAGGAAUCCUGCGGUUGCCACUUUGAUGGAGAUCCCGGCAGCAUUGUUAUUGCACUUGAAAAUGGGAGGAUGCUGAGCCUGAUGACGUGUUCUGAUCCCGAGCCUUAAUACCAUUCUCUCUUUCCUCCUAUAUCUAUCAUGGUCCUACUUCCCAACUCUAUACAAAUUAUUUAUAGGAGGUAGGCCCAUAAAUGUUGUAAUAAACAUUCCUUU